Geodia barretti is the source of this 912-nucleotide messenger RNA. The record is from the annotation of a GenBank genome assembly. NCBI's taxonomy places the organism in Eukaryota, Metazoa, Porifera, Demospongiae, Tetractinellida, Geodiidae.
UUGAUCCCCGAUACCGAAGUUCUGCCCCUGAUCGGCGCCAAGGAAGGCAUCGGCCACGCCGCAUUUUGCUUCCUGGAUCCGGGGGAUAUUGCGCUGGUGCCUGACCCGGCGUAUCCGGUGUACGCGGUGGGCACGAUGUUCGCCGGCGCCGAGUCCCACGUUAUGCCGCUUUAUCAACGCAACGGCUGGCUGCCUGAAUACGACGCCAUCCCCGAUGACGUGGCGCGAGCCGCCAAGCUGAUGUGGCUGAACUAUCCCAACAACCCAACCAGCGCGGUGGCGUCCCAGGAAGACCUGGAAUCGGCGAUGCGGUACUGUCGGGAUCACGACAUUGCGCUUUUGCACGACGCUGCCUACUCCGAGGUUGGGUAUGACGGCUACCGGGCCGGCAGCCUGCUGCAACUGGACGGUGCGAAGGACAUUGGCCUGGAGUUUCACUCACUGUCCAAGUCCUACAACAUGACCGGUUGGAGGAUGGGCAUGGCCGUCGGCAACGCUGACAUGAUAAAGGCGCUGUUCCAGAUCAAGGCGAACCUGGACUCCGGCGUGCCGCAGGCGAUUCAGGAAAUGUCCAUGGAGGCGCUCACCGGCCCCCAGGACUGCAUUGACGACAACGUGGCCAUCUACAAAUGGCGUCGGGAUCGGAUGAUCCAGGCACUGGCCAAGAUGGGUCUGGAAGUCGAGGUGCCGCGGGCCAGCCUGUACGUUUGGGCGCCGGUGCCGGCCGGAUUCACCUCCGCCGAGUUCGCCGCGCGGUUGCUGGAAGAUAUUGAUAUUGUGGUUACCCCCGGCUCGUCUUACGGGCAGUACGGCGAGGGCUACAUCCGGUUGUCAUUGACCACGCCCAACGAACGGGUGGAAACCGGCUGCCAACGUCUGGAAAACUGGAUUAUCCCGUCUCCCAGCGCCUGA